Molecule: messenger RNA, 435 nt
Organism: Ilex paraguariensis (yerba mate)
Lineage: Eukaryota; Viridiplantae; Streptophyta; Magnoliopsida; Aquifoliales; Aquifoliaceae
Source: the annotation of a GenBank genome assembly
AUGUUACCAUUUUCACUCAUUUUUAAGGUUGAGCACCCACCUCUUGAAAAUCUUGAGAACUCAAGUCCUACCCAUUUUGUUGAAGCCAAAAGUGUGAUUUCUUCCUUGUUAGUUGAGCUGGAGGAAGUAGGCACCAUUUUGGAGAACUUGGAGGCUGGUUUUGAGCAUUCGAAUGCUGUCUUGGACAGCUUUGGGGCUGUAAAUGAAGGGCUGGACAGCGAAGGGGAGAUGGGCAGCGCGAGGAGCGCGCUGGGCAGCUGCCUGGGUGCUGGCCUUGCUGUCCUGGACAGGCCAGGGGCACUGGGUAGCAGCCUGGCUGCUGCUUCUGCUGUCUCAGACUGCUCAGCUGUGCUGGACAGCUUCAGUUCUGCUGCGCUGGGCAGCUUUGGAAUGCUGGGCAACAACAUUUUUCCAUCAAGGGGCACUGAAAAUUAG